Messenger RNA from Amphiprion ocellaris (clown anemonefish), 4913 nucleotides. It is a transcript of the gene b4galt3, whose product is annotated as UDP-Gal:betaGlcNAc beta 1,4- galactosyltransferase, polypeptide 3. The coding region runs from base 671 to 2053 and encodes 460 amino acids. The record is from RefSeq and is a predicted model, not a curated record. Gene Ontology annotation, biological process: galactosylceramide biosynthetic process; carbohydrate metabolic process. The transcript has 9 exons. Lineage: Eukaryota; Metazoa; Chordata; Actinopteri; Pomacentridae. Gene Ontology annotation, molecular function: glycosyltransferase activity.
GCGGUGCGCCUCGGCCGCGUUCCGACGAGGCAGCGCGCACUCGCCAGUGUUGACACCAGGCGGAUAUGCGGCGAUGCUCUUGCGUGUGAAAGCGUCUGCAGCGGUCCCUAAGCAGCUACUGAGAGAUAUCCCCUCGGACGACAGAUUAGGACGAGGAGGAGGAGGAGCGAACGGCAUCUGUAAGAAAAAAAAACCCGGUGUCUUUUGGUCCAUCGUGUCCGCUCGGCGGUAGCGGCCCGUCGAUCCUCAGAGGAAGCCGGGGGCUGGAUUUGACAUAUCGCAGGGAUGCAUUGAAAGCUUGAUGAUGAAAGGAGGAAGAGAAGGAGAAAAGUGGAGCGAGCCCUUCCUGGUCCAGGAGAGGUUUUAAUUAGACCCUCACAAAACCAGUGACGUUUGAGGUCAGGAGGUCAUGGCAGUGCUGACAGAGAUUCAUCUUCAUCACUCCCCAUUACUGCAGAUGGAUGCCCACCUCCUGCACGCCUGAACCUGCACUCAGUGCUGCCUCCUUCCCCUCCUCUCCUUCUGCUUCUCCUUACUCAUUUCUUCCUCCACCUUCUUCUUCCUCAUCCAGCAGCCACUUGUCCUCCUCUCCCCUCAUUUCACCUCCCAUCCCUCCAUCCGGUUUCCCCACCUGGACUUUCACCGUCUCUGUCCAGUCAUCUGCCUCAUUAUGGCGUGCUGUGGCCGCUCUCUGGACUCCCCGUGCACUCUAGCGUUGCUGGUCGGCUUCCAGUUUGCCUUUGUGCUCUAUUUCUCCCUCGGGGGCUUCAGGGGUCUCGUUUCUGUGCUGGUGCACACCACAGAGCCCGAGUUCGAUUACUCUCGGCCUCAUGACGUCUACACCAAUCUGAGUCAUCUGGGAGCCCCGCCUCCCCCGCCUCGCAACUCCGGCACAGGACCCCCUGCCACUGGACCACCGUUGAGAGACUGUCAGAUCCCCUCCCCACUGCUGGUUGGACCCGUGUCCGUCCAUCUUUCCUCUCCUCUGUCGAUGGAGGAGAUCAGACAGAGGAAUCCAUUAGUGUUGCCAGGGGGACGUUACCGGCCUCCAGACUGUGAACCCCGUCACCACACGGCAAUAGUGGUGCCAUACCGGAACCGACAGACCCACCUCCGCGCCCUGCUCUACCACCUCCACCCCUUCCUGCAGAGACAGCAGAUCCACUACAGCAUCUACAUAGUGCAGCAGUGGGGGAAUGGUACUUUUAACCGAGCCAAGCUGCUGAACGUCGGGGUGCGGGAGGCCCUCAGAGAUGAAGACUGGAGCUGCAUCUUCCUGCAUGACGUUGACCUGCUGCCUGAGAAUGACCACAACACCUACACCUGCCACAGACAGUUCCCCACACACCUGUCUGUGGCCAUGGACAAGUUCAGAUACAGGCUGCCGUACCCACAGUAUUUCGGUGGGGUUUCUGCAGUGACCCCAGACCAGUAUAUGAAGAUGAAUGGCUUCCCUAACCAGUACUGGGGCUGGGGCGGGGAGGACGAUGACAUCGCUGCCAGCUUUAAUUUUACAUCUCCUAACAUCAUCUUUCAUCUUCAUGCCUCCUCCCAUCGCUGUGGCUUCGCUUUAUGUCUCUUGGAGUGGGCUCGAGUGCGACUGUCUGGCAUGAAGAUUGUGCGCCCUCCAGUGGCCAUCGGUCAUUACAAGAUGAUCAAGCAUAAAGGAGACAGAGGCAACGAGCAAAAUCCACGAAGAUUUGACCUUCUCAAAAGGACCAGACUCAACUGGCGCUCUGAUGGCCUUAACUCCUUGACGUACAAGCUGCUCUCCAAAGAGCUGGAGCCGCUCUACACCAACCUCACCGUCAACAUCGGAGAAGACCCUCGUCUGCCCCCGGGUAAAGUUCUCCCUAUUCCUGUGAAAGCAACAACCCCAGUCCACCAACGUAGCACCAGCAAGACCGGAGGUACGGCCAAACAGGAAAAGAGGCAAGACGGGGCUGUGGCAGCAAAUGUGACUGUGGCCAAGCCGGUCCGAGAAAUGACAGAAAAUUCUCAGUCGAAAAGAUCAAAUCAAACAACACAAGAGAAGACAGGAGUGAUGAAAUAAGAUGUGUUAAAUUAAAAGGGCUGCAUCACAUCUGUAGCAUAAAUUGGCUUCCACCUUCGUUUUGAUCUACAAGACAAAAACAAGGAGGAAAGCAACCAAGACGUGUUCUGUUGUGGGACAGAUUUUGUGCUCAGUGCAGAUUUAGGGAUAGUUAUGCAAAGAAUCAAACGAAGAAGCCACUUUUGUCUAUGGGGGUGCACUCAGGAACACUACUGGGUCACCGCUUGUGGUGACUGACAGAAGUUUGCGGUCGUACUCAUAAUAACUAGACCAGAAACAGAAAGGAGAAUGUCAUAUCAAUGCAGAGGUCCAAAGAAAAACUCAAUGAAAAUGAGACGGCGAAUCUAUAAACCUCUGCACACGGAUGUCGCAAGUUUCAAGCAAACCAUCUGCUGCAAGCAGAACCUGCAGCUUCAUCCAAUCUGCUCCUGAAAAACUGCUGCUGUCCGUCCACCCCACUCCACGGUGGGUUUGUGUUUCCGUGCCUUCUCUCUUUUAUGCGCAUUUUGUAGACUGAUAUAGUUGCUUUUAGACCUUAAAAAAACAAGCAGCGAGGAUAAAGCUGAUCCUGGAUCAGAACAACUGUAUUUGUUCCAGGACUGCCAUUUUAUAUUUGUGUGCAUUGAUCAAUGGUUGACCAACUCCAUAGUUAUUGGACAAUACUAGAGUUUAUAUUUAUAUAGAGAGACUUCUUUAUUUGUUUACUGUUCUGUUUUACUUGUCCUUCUUACAGUCUGGUGCCUCUCUCUGACAUUUAGUUUAUAGACAAUCAAAUUAUAUGGGAAGAUAACUCUGUAUCCAACCACAUAACAAAAUGAGGAAAUAUUAUCAUGACUGUCUUUACGCCUGUCAGAUAAACAUAGACUCGGCAUGAUAGUUGUUGUCUAGUUUGACUAUACUCUUGAUACAUGGAUAGACCUGUGUUUCUGAUAUUAUGUGUGAUUUUAUUAUUUUUCUUUUAGAUUAGUCAGGUACGGGUGAGGGGGGGUUAAAAAAAAAGCAAACUUACAGACAAUAUUGUAGGCAGGUGGCUGUACAUUUGCCAGUUUCCGAUUGUGUUUUAAUAUCUAAAGUGGUCAUGGUUACAUUAAAGCACUGUGCAUAGAUUUAGAUCGGGUUUAAGGCCUGACGACAGUAUAUUGUGACAGACCUCAGUGCAUUUUCAAGCUACAAAUGAGCGUUUGCCUCUCCGUGUAACCUCUUCAUUGGCUAGAGUGAAGCUUUUAGGGAAGGAGACGAGGCGGCAAGAAGCAUGUGAUGGAUUGAAAUGUAAUGCUUUAUGGGCUGCCAAAUCAGGACAUGCAUGUAGGUCAUUUUCAGUUAUCAUCUACUUGUGUAAUCUAACUUCAUUUCUCUGACAUUCUUUUUUUUUUUCCCAAAUAUCGGCCUUUAUGAAUGUAUUCUUUUUAGUGUUCAUCCUAGUUUUACCUUUUGUUUGGGGAGAGCUUAGCGGAGGGGGGACUUGAAUCUGAUGACUAGAUAGGAUUUCUUGCUGCUAUUCGGCUAGGGCAACUGUACAACUAAACUAGCUUAAAAGAGACCUACUGUAACACUAUAGUUUUAUGGUGUGGGAUUGUUUUUUUUAUCACACUAACAAGUAAUGUAUUACUUAGGCUAAUUUGAAUGUAUUUAUUUUAUUUAUUUAUUUAUUGAGUCACACAAUAGAGCUAAAUGUACAGACUUCUGAUCAUGUAGUGCAGAUGUGUUUUCUUCUACAUUGUAGGCCGGAUUAUUAUCCCUUUACACCCAUAUCUUCACGUUUCUUAUGUUAACAUCGUGCCUCAUGGAAGAAAUCCACAGCACCGAAGGAUGGACGGUGUUGCUGCCGGGUUGCAUGUGAGCACCCUCAAGUGGCACAGUCUGGCAUGACGCCAGCCAAGAGGAAACCGAGCACUGAAUGAAACUGCAGUGUUGUGACAUGAAUGUUAAUCAUUAACGUUUGCCAUUCACAGGUUUCAGCCAAUCACAUCUUUGCAUUGCUCUGUGUGGAGGGUUUUUCGUCUACGUAGCAUCACAUGAUCGAUCCUGCUGGUUUAAAGAAGGCAAACAACUUGACUGAUAGAAACAAGAAUUACAUGGUAGAGAGUGUUUUCAUGGAUGGAUAUUGUUUUAUAGAAGGAUUAUAUGUUUACUAUGAAGCAUUGUUUUAAACAAAGAGUGCUGGACUGAAUACAUAGACAGACAAUAAGGCCUAAUUUCUUAGCUUUAUACGACAUAAUUAUUUGAUUGCUUACAAAUAGAUAUUAUCUUCCAUUUAUCAUAUUGCCUGGGACAAAUCCUAUAUGACAUGAAGCAGUGACUCACUGAAAGCUUUUAAGGACAUUAUAUAAUCUCAGCAGAUUAAUCAGCAAACUGUGUGCUUACCUGGAGAUUGUUCUAUAUUUAAUAAAUAGGCUAGUUUUUAUAAAAACAAGAAGGAUGUUUUCACAUAAGUGUUGGAAAUAUUUAAUGUGUAGUUGAAUGCCAAGUCAGUAAACAGGAUUGGGAUUUCAUGGUAAGGUUUUGGUUAUUAUUAUUGAAAAGUUUAUUUCAUCAUGAGAUUAUUCUGUCGUAAACAACACACUUUUUAAGAAGUGUAAAUUUGACUGAUGGGAACCAUCCAGAUAGAUAUUAAUGACAAGUGAGAUAUUACAUUACAUCAUUUGUAAUGCUGGUGAUGCCUGUCAUCAUUUUAGGUUGCCUUAUUUGCUGAGCUUAUGUUGAAAAUGAAAGAUUGUUUGCAUUUGUGUGUGCGUGUGUGUGUGUUUGUUUCAACAGAGCAAAGUCAGUAAAAAAGGCAACAGAAAUAUUGGAACAUGAUAGAUCGUAUUGUGACAGAAAGCAAAUAUGUAUACCAAUAAAAACACGUAAUCAAAACUGA